AUUAAUCAAGGUGUACAGGCAGUUAUUGGGACCACUGCCCCUGGCCAGGAAGAUGAUGUUUGGUGCGAUUUUAUGAAAGGACAGGUGGAGAAAUGCACUAGAGAGAUCGCCAAUGCAAGAAAUCAUUAUUUAGAAGCUAUAAUUGCAUCGUAUGGUGCAUCGGAAUCGAAGGUGGCCAGAAUCCAAAUUCUUUCAAUUAUUGUUGAUCUUAUGCCGUAUAAUGACAUCAAAAAAGUCUUCCCGAAGUAACUGAUUACAAACUCUAUCAAGCCAAAAAAACAAUUGCUAACGCAUGGAAGAGGCCAGAAUAGUGACCUAGUUGCUGCCUUGAUGUGUCAUACCUUAUAAGAACAGAAGGCAAAGCAUCCAGAACUAAAGGACGCCUAUUAUCGUAGCGACUGCGCAGGAUCAUAUGCAUCAAGUAAUGUUAUCAUUCCAAUUGAACAUAUGGAGACUCUCACAGGGGUGUCUGUAAGGUGAAACGAGUUUUCUGAGCCACAAGCUGGAAAGGGGCCAUGUGAUAGGAGUUCUGCUCAUCAGAAAUCCCAUGUGACUAGAUAUCUUGAUGAGGGUAAUGACGUCAUGACCCCUCUAGACAUCAAACGAUCGAGCACUUGAGUCAAACAAUGGCGUGAAAGGCGUUGUGCCGUAUGUUGUAGAAGGCGUGUCUGUUUCCAGCACAAAGGUCCCGAAAAUAACUGAAAUCAGCUUAUUACGUAACUUCAAAUAUGAUUCCAACGGGUUGAGAGUUUGGAAGGCCUUUGACAUAGGAAAUGGAAAGUUGCUGAAGUGGAAUGAAUUUGACAAAAACAGUCAAUGCUUUCCUCAAGAACUCUCAGUUGUUGUACGUAUUUGCUGCUCCAUCUAAAAAGGCCCAAACACACGAUGUUCGUGAUCAAGAGGACAAUGAAGGAAUCAGGGAUACUACAAUGGAUAAGUCAGCAAUGUUUCAUUGUCCUGAAUCAGAGUGUGUAAAGCAAUAUGUUACUUGGGGAAGACUACAAAGACACAUCGCGGCAGAAAAGCAUACAGUACAUUCCAACCAAAAAAUGAGCCUGUUGAGGAUAUUGUGAAGCAAAAGUGGACGGGCUUGUUUACAAGAACUAUUGCGGAAGAUCAUGCUAGCAUUGGAGUUCAACUUUCUGCAGUUCAACUUAUCGAAGGGAAGAACGUACCUCGGGGAUGGGCUUUAAAGAAAUCGGAGAAAUCCAAAAAGUUUUCCAUUAAAGUCAAGCAGUAUUUGAUCGAGAAGUUUCAACUUGGUGAGACAACUGGCAAUAAAGUCAAUCCUCUUCAGGUUUCAGUAGACAUGAGAUGUGCAAGAAACGAGGAUGGUAAACGCAUGUUUUCAGCGUCCGAAUGA
Paramuricea clavata is the source of this 1363-nucleotide messenger RNA. Lineage: Eukaryota; Metazoa; Cnidaria; Anthozoa; Malacalcyonacea; Plexauridae. The record is from the annotation of a GenBank genome assembly.